Cheilinus undulatus (humphead wrasse) is the source of this 2050-nucleotide messenger RNA. It is a transcript of the gene gabrb3, whose product is annotated as gamma-aminobutyric acid type A receptor subunit beta3. Gene Ontology annotation, biological process: signal transduction; chemical synaptic transmission; monoatomic ion transmembrane transport. The record is from RefSeq and is a predicted model, not a curated record. Gene Ontology annotation, cellular component: membrane; synapse; neuron projection. Lineage: Eukaryota; Metazoa; Chordata; Actinopteri; Labriformes; Labridae. Gene Ontology annotation, molecular function: GABA-A receptor activity; neurotransmitter receptor activity; extracellular ligand-gated monoatomic ion channel activity. Bases 79 to 1620 code for a protein of 513 amino acids. The transcript has 11 exons.
UUAUCGGAGCUCGGCGGGAGUUUGAGCACCGGGUUUUCUGCUUUUAGUCCUUACACCCACCCAGACUCCUCGGUGGGGAUGUGGGGACCCUGGACAUCAGGGGGUUUUGAGUUCGUGUGUCUGCCUCUGGUCGUGGUGGUGAUGUGCUGUGCUCAGAGCGUAAACGAGCCAGGAAACAUGUCUUACGUCAAAGACACCGUGGAUAAACUGUUGAAAGGAUAUGAUAUCCGUCUACGACCGGACUUUGGAGGUCGACCGGUUGCCGUUGGGAUGAGUAUAGACGUGGCGAGUAUAGACAUGGUGUCAGAAGUCAACAUGGACUACACAUUGACCAUGUACUUCCAGCAGUACUGGAGAGAUAAGAGGCUGGCGUAUGUGGGGAUCCCUCUGAAUCUGACCCUGGAUAACAGAGUGGCAGACCAGCUUUGGGUACCUGACACGUAUUUCCUCAAUGACAAGAAGUCCUUCGUUCACGGGGUCACUGUGAAGAACAGGAUGAUUCGACUACACCCCGAUGGCACAGUUCUCUAUGGCCUCAGAAUCACGACAACAGCAGCCUGCAUGAUGGAUCUGAGGAGAUACCCACUGGACGAGCAGAACUGCACUCUGGAAAUUGAGAGUUACGGAUACACGACAGAUGACAUAGAGUUUUACUGGAAAGGAGGAGACAAUGCUGUAACUGGGGUGACACGCAUCGAGCUCCCCCAGUUCUCCAUAGUUGACUACAAACUGGUUUCCAGGAACGUGGUCUUUUCCACAGGUGCCUACCCUCGACUGUCUCUGAGUUUCAAGCUGAAGCGAAACAUCGGGUACUUCAUCCUGCAGACGUACAUGCCCUCCAUCCUCAUCACCAUCCUUUCCUGGGUGUCGUUCUGGAUAAAUUAUGACGCCUCAGCUGCCAGAGUUGCAUUAGGGAUCACCACUGUCCUGACCAUGACAACCAUCAACACUCAUUUAAGAGAGACUCUGCCCAAAAUCCCGUACGUCAAAGCCAUUGACAUGUACCUGAUGGGCUGCUUCGUGUUCGUCUUCCUGGCCCUGCUAGAGUACGCCUUCGUCAAUUACAUCUUCUUUGGACGAGGACCUCAAAUGCAGAAGAAACUGGCUGAGAAGGCCCAGAAGGCCAACAACAACCGGGAUAAGUUUGAUAAACCCAAGUCCGUCCAGGAAGGAGGAAAUUGCAAGUCUUCGUCUCUUAAAAUGUCCAAUCAGGUACAAGGGCGCCGUCACUCACGACGGCAAACAGAACAAGGACUGCAGGGACUCUCUCCGGUCGACACCCCGGGGAACAUUUUACUGACAACCUUGGAGAUCCACAACGAGGUUGGAGAGAAUGAGAUCACAACCACCAUGACCGAGACCCACAACUCCUCCUCCACCUUGUACGAAAACACGGGGAUCCAGCACAGGAAGUCGAGCAGAGCGUGCGAUUCUACCCGCUCCAGCGUGGACAGGAACGCGUUUCCAAAGAAAACACGACUGCGGAGACGAUCCUCGCAGCUGAAAAUCAAAAUCCCAGACCUCACUGACGUGAACGCCAUCGACAGAUGGUCACGGAUUAUAUUCCCCUUCUCAUUCUCCCUCUUCAACUUAAUCUACUGGCUUUACUACGUCAAUUAAUGCAUGGAUGAUGAUGUUUGUGAAACCCAUUCCUGUCCUCCUCUUGUUUUUGGAUGAAAGGACACUUAAGGAUUAUCCAUAUGAACUGUUUUUUUAUCAUUGUGAGUGAAGACUGAUCACAGACGUGUCACUCAGAGUGUGUGCAUCUCUGGAUGUACAGAAACAAAGAUUAUCUACCGAACAUUUAUUUUACAAAGACUUACAUGUACUUUAAAUGACUCUGACCGCAUGGACACUGUAUCAGAUGGAAAGAGGCACAGACUCUGACUUAAUUUAUAACAACUGGAACCACAAUCUCACAAGGCAAUGUCAGACAAAUUAAUGCAAAUGGUAAAACAGCUAACAAAGUUUAACUGCAGUUUAACAUCUACUGUAGUAUUGUCAAUAUGCACAUAAGAGCUCGACUGAUUCAAUAUUUCUGGACUGAUGU